AGGGCCGCUGCAACGUUGCCUGUACAUAAACCACCACUGCCCGCUCGCCUGCCCGCCUUCGGUUGCCGAGUGAUAGAUAACAGUCACCAUGGCCCAACUCGACACCCUCGACAUUGCCGUCCUGGCCGUCCUGCUGGUCGGCACACUCGCCUACUUCACAAAGGGCACCUACUGGGGCGUCGCCGCCAACCCAUACGGCACCUCUCUGGCCGCCGCCAAUGGCGCAGCCAAAGCGGGCAAGUCCCGCAACUUCAUUGAGAAGAUGGACGAGACGGACAAGAACUGCAUUGUCUUCUACGGCAGCCAAACGGGUACCGCCGAGGACUAUGCCUCGCGUAUCGCCAAAGAGGGCCAUUCACGAUUCGGUCUCAAGACCAUGGUUGCCGAUCUCGAGGAAUACGACUAUGAGAAUCUCGACACCUUCCCCGAAGACAAGCUUGCCGUCUUCGUCCUGGCCACCUACGGCGAGGGCGAGCCCACGGACAACGCCGUCGAGUUUUAUGAGUUUAUCAGUUCCGAGGACAUCAGCUUCUCCGAGGGCGGCGGCAUCAACGACAAACCUCUCAGCAAACUCAAGUACGUCGCAUUCGGUCUCGGCAACAACACAUACGAACACUACAAUGUCAUGGUCCGCAGAGUCGACGAGUUCUUGACAAAGCUUGGCGCUACUCGACUCGGCUCGGCUGGCGAGGGUGACGAUGGUGCUGGUACAAUGGAAGAGGAUUUCCUCGCAUGGAAGGAGCCCAUGUGGGCUGCCGUUGCCGAAAACCUGGGCUUGGAAGAGCGCGAAGCCUUGUACGAGCCCGUCUUCCAGGUCACCGAAAAGCCAGAUCUCUCUCCCGAAGACGACACCGUCUUCCUCGGCGAGCCCAACAAGAACCACCUCGAGGGAAACCAAAAGGGCCCCUUCAACGCCAACAACCCCUACAUCGCCCCGAUUGUCGAAUCUCACGAGCUCUUCUCCGACCCCAACCGAAACUGCCUGCACAUGGAAAUCAGCAUCGCUGGCUCCAACCUGUCAUACACCACUGGUGAUCACAUCGCCAUCUGGCCUACCAACGCUGGCAAAGAGGUCGAUCGCUUGUUCAAGGUUCUCGGCAAAGAAGACAAGCGUCAUACCGUCAUUACUGUCAAAGGUCUCGACCCCACUGCAAAGGUUCCCUUUCCUUCGCCGACCACCUACGAUGCCGCCAUCCGCUACCACAUUGAAAUCAACGCUGCUGUAUCUCGUCAACUCGUCUCCGUCAUUGCUCAGUUUGCUCCCAACGACGACAUCAAGGCUGAAAUUACAAAGCUUGGCAGCGACAAGGAUUACUUCAAGGAACAAGUCACCGAUCGCAACCUCAACCUAGGACAACUUCUCGAGAUUACCGGAAAGGGCGCCAUCUGGGACAAGAUCCCCUUUUCUUUCCUCUUUGAGACCAUGGUCAAGAUCCAGCCCCGCUACUACUCAAUUUCCUCAUCCUCGUUGGUGCAGAAAGACAAGAUCUCCAUCACUGCUGUCGUCGAGUCCAUCGAGAAGCCAGGCGCGCCAUACGCUCUCAAGGGUGUCACUACCAACUACCUGCUAGCCCUCAAACAGAAGCAGCACGGAGACCCCAACCCCGAUCCCCAUGGCCUCAACUACGCCAUCACCGGUCCCCGCAACAAGUACGAUGGUAUUCACGUCCCCGUACAUGUCCGUCACUCCAACUUCAAGCUUCCCUCGGAUCCCUCAAAGCCCAUCAUCAUGGUAGGCCCUGGUACCGGUGUUGCACCUUUCCGUGCCUUUGUCCAAGAGCGAGCUGCGCAAGCCAAGGCUGGCCAGAACGUUGGCAAGACUGUUUUGUUCUUUGGAUGCAGGAAACAAGCAGAAGACUUCAUGUAUGCUGAUGAGUGGAAGCAAUACCAACAAGACCUUGGCGACAAAUUCGAAAUGCACACAGCAUUCUCCCGAGAUGGUCCCCAGAAGAUCUACGUGCAGCACAAGAUUGAAGAGAAUGGCGAAGCCAUCAACCAGCUGCUCGAGCAAAAGGCUUACUUUUACGUCUGCGGUGAUGCCGCACACAUGGCCCGUGAAGUCAACACAUUACUCGGCAAGAUCAUCGCCAAGUACCGAAACGUGUCCGAGACCAAGGGUGAGGAGAUUGUAAAGGCCAUGAGGGCAUCGAAUCAGUAUCAGGAAGAUGUCUGGUCAUGAGGGGCGAGACUAGAAAUAAAAGGGCGUCUGGGAACACGGCUUCUAGAACAUGCAUUUUCACGGUUAGAUCUGGAGUGGACGACGGCGUUUGAUCUAACAACAACAUUUUGGUCUUGGGCCCUUUUGGGUUUGGAUUUAUCGCGCAAUAACUUCGUUUAAUGCUGCUGGAACGCGUGCUUUGGCGAAGCCUGCGAUGCGAAGAGGACGUUUGAUAGAUAACGACACCUGUACUCUGCAUCUUUUCUCGCUCUGCCUAGGGUUGAUGUAGGUGUUGUAUCAGAAUAAGAAUAUUGAGCUCUGCACAAUUUCAUGUAGUGGCGCCCUGUUGUCAGAUGACAAGGGCCCG
Molecule: messenger RNA, 2525 nt
Organism: Bipolaris maydis ATCC 48331
Lineage: Eukaryota; Fungi; Ascomycota; Dothideomycetes; Pleosporales; Pleosporaceae
Cellular component (GO): cytosol
Molecular function (GO): NADPH-hemoprotein reductase activity; flavin adenine dinucleotide binding; FMN binding
Source: RefSeq, a predicted model, not a curated record